AUGUUCAUCUACAUUUGCUUGGCUACCAACUCACAGAAUUUCGCCAACACCGCGGUUUUGGUCACCAGCGUCAGAAACUUCCCCGACCGAAGAGGGAUCAUUCUGGGGCUUCUCAAGGGCUUCGUUGGCAUCGGAGGAGCCAUCUUGACCCAGUUGUAUUUAGCCGUGUACGGCCAUGAAGACCCAUCGAAUCUUAUUCUCCUUCUUUCGUGGUUCCCCUCAUUCAUAUCUCUUUUGCUUUUGCUCGCAAUUCGACCAAUCAAAAUCCGCAAACAUCCCGAUGAGCUAAAAGUGCUUUACCACUUGCUUUACGUCUCCAUACUUCUGGCUUUGUUUAUCUUGUUCUUGACCUUAAUGCAAAAACAAGUGGUUUUCUCUCACACUGGAUAUGCGAGUGGCGCUUUCGCCAUUUUGGCCUUGUUGGCUCUCCCCCUUUUGAUCACUGUUAGAGAAGAGCUCAUGCUCUACAAACUCAACAAACAAAACAAUGACCCAUCCGUCAUCGUUUCCAUCGUUGGCGAGCAGAAGCUCCCGAUGGUAACCGUGCCCCAGAACACGCCGCCGACGUCCACGCUGCAAGAAAUUACCGAAAUCUCGCCGUCCUGCCUCGAAAACAUAUGCAACAAGCCUGAAAGAGGGGAGGAUUUCACCAUCUUGCAAGCCAUCUUCAGCGUAGACAUGGCUCUUGUCUAUCUCGCCACCUUUACUGGCUGUGGCUCCUCCCUUGCUUCCAUUGACAACAUAGGCCAAAUUGGUGAGUCUCUUCACUACCCAACUCAAUCCAUAGCCAUUUUCGUCUCUUGGGUUUCCGUUUUCAAUUUCUUCGGCCGCGUCUUCUCCGGCUUCAUCUCCGAAACCCUCAUGACCAAAUACAAAUUACCUCGCCCUCUCAUGUUUGCUUUUUCCUUUCUCCUCACUUGCAUCGGCCAGCUCUUCAUCGCCUUCCCAUCUCCUGGCUCGGUCUACGUCGCUUCCUUGAUCAUUGGGUUCGGGUUCGGAGCCCAAGUUCCCCUGUUGUUCGCCAUAAUCUCCGAGCUCUUUGGUCUCAAACGCUACUCAACGCUCUUUAACUGUGGACAACUGGUGGUCCCGUUUGGAUCCUAUAUACUAAACGUGGAUAUAGUGGGGAAGUUGUACGAUAUUGAAGCCAUAAAAGAAGGUAGUAAGAAGACUGGCAAGGGGCUAACUUGCACCGGGGCUCAUUGCUUCGGCUGGUCUUUCACAAUUUUGGCAUCAGUGACAUUGUUUGGAGCUCUAGUUGCGCUUGUGCUGGCUUAUAGGACUCGAGAGUUUUACAAAGGCGACGUAUAUAAGAAAUACAGAGAGGACAUGUGGAUUCCACAAUCGGAAAUGGAAUUCUAUAGGUUAGAUAACAAGAAGAACAUUGAUGAUUGA
Messenger RNA from Momordica charantia (bitter melon), 1395 nucleotides. RefSeq names its product protein NUCLEAR FUSION DEFECTIVE 4-like. Gene Ontology annotation, cellular component: membrane. Lineage: Eukaryota; Viridiplantae; Streptophyta; Magnoliopsida; Cucurbitales; Cucurbitaceae. The record is from RefSeq and is a predicted model, not a curated record.